UGCUCUGAUCACACAUACCAACAUAAUACAAAGUGACGUGUCUAUUAUAACACAGCGCCUUCCAUUGGAUCCCGACAAGCAGCACUAUAACCCGAACAAGUUUACAACAGUACGCCUGUUUAGAAAGUUUAUCUUUAGAGAUUGUGAUGAGCAGCAACAUGUUGGCGUUAGAACUCACGCUGAUGGGUUUCUUGUUGAACCUGAUGUCUGUAAACUGCGAACUCGAAUCGAUGCUAUCAUACUCUGAGAAAAUUAAGUACCCGAUAGAUGACCAGAAGACCAUUAUUGUUGAAGCCUUCGUUCCUCAGACUUCCCAAAACUUUAUGGUGAGCCUCUCUGACAAUGAAUAUUAUUCAGAGAAUAUACCUCUACAAGUUUACGUUGACUUUAACCAAAAUUAUGUGGAGAUAACCUACCAAAAGGACGGACUUUGGUCGGAUGAGAAAGAUAGAGUAGAAACAAUCCCAUUUGUCCGAGGGAAAGACUUUGAGUUCAAGAUAGCUCUAUUGAAUAAUUUGUUUAAGCUGUCCAUCAACGAAGUGUUUUUUAGAGAUUUUAAUCUCCAGAUGUCCAAAGAUCUAAUCCACUACAUACAUGUUGAUGGUAAUGUUGACAUCAAGAGGAUUUUCUACUCGCCAAAGGUGGUUCAACUUGAGGUAGACCCAGCUGGAGAAAUGAUCAUCGUCAAUGGAUUCCCAACUAAAAACACAGAAAGGUUCACAAUUUUCCUGACAUGUAGUUCUGGCUUGAACGCACAAAACUCAACAGUGGACAACAUACCUGAUAUAACUAUGGCUUUCGAUGUUCGAUUUACUGGGAAUGCUAUUGUCAUAAACCACAAGACUAAUAAUGAAUGGGGCAUGGAAGAAGUGUUCAAGAAUCACAAAUUUGAAGUCAAUAUUCCCUUUCAGCUGAAGAUUACAUUACUUCCAGGGUAUAUUGAGAUCGACCACAAAGGUGUACACAAGUACACUUACAAGCACAAAAUCGAGCAGAUCAAUUACUUUGGUUAUGGUGGAAAUGUUCAUGUCAGCGAUAUACUUACCACAUAGACAUCAGGAAGUCAUUUACCAAAGAGGUUAUUGAUUUAGUAGUUGCUCUGAUAAUAAUUACGAUAAGUGCCUUUUAAAUCCACUUCUAAAAAUAAGCAAUUUAGUUUUAAAAUAUGUAAUCCUUGAAAACAGUUUUUAAUUUCACCCUCAAAACUUUUGUAACUUUUAACUAAAUUUUCAUUUGUUUUGAAUUUAUUGCAAGAAUGACAUACUAUUAA
Molecule: messenger RNA, 1270 nt
Organism: Physella acuta
Lineage: Eukaryota; Metazoa; Mollusca; Gastropoda; Physidae
Product: 32 kDa beta-galactoside-binding lectin lec-3
Molecular function (GO): carbohydrate binding; galactoside binding
Source: RefSeq, a predicted model, not a curated record